This is a messenger RNA of Aspergillus sclerotioniger CBS 115572, 1769 nucleotides long. RefSeq names its product chitobiosyldiphosphodolichol beta-1,4 mannosyltransferase. Gene Ontology annotation, molecular function: mannosyltransferase activity. Lineage: Eukaryota; Fungi; Ascomycota; Eurotiomycetes; Eurotiales; Aspergillaceae. The coding region runs from base 323 to 1699 and encodes 458 amino acids. Gene Ontology annotation, cellular component: endoplasmic reticulum. The record is from RefSeq and is a predicted model, not a curated record. The transcript has 3 exons.
CGGUUGAGAUUCUCCCGUCUUUUUCCUGCAGAACUCUCCCCCAUGUCUUGCAUGCAUCCUACCAAUCCGAGUCGGAGCCGCGCGCUUGCGGUGCUUUGACGCGGCACCGGGUGGGGUGGGAUCGGCCCAGGUUUCCUCCGUUCGGAGUCCAGCUGGCAUCCCGCACUUUAUCCCGAGGCUCGUGGGAUUCUCAUCGACACCUCUCCCUUUCCCUUGGCAUUGACUGGUCAAUGGCCAUGCGCUGAGCUGCAUACCUCCAAUCCGUCCAUGAUGGUGUUGUUUCCUACUGCUUAAACCUGUUUCACCCAUACGAUCCUACACCAUGAUCGAGUCGCUCAUUAGUAUCGCUUUCUACAUCUCCACGGCCAUCACGCUCGUGAUCUUCCUGCUGCCUUCGCAGUAUGCGUCGAAGCGCGACUCCGGACAGGAUGCGCCCAACGAGCCCAAGACGACUGUCCAGAUACUCGUUCUAGGGGAUAUCGGCCGCAGUCCGCGCAUGCAGUACCAUGCACUGAGUGUUGCUAGAAACGGUGGACAGGUAGAUAUGAUUGGUUACCAUGAAUCGGACGUACAUCCCGAGAUCUCCUCCCACCCUCGAAUCUCCAUCGUCACCCUUCCUCCACAUCCCACCUGCCUCCAGACAAGCAACAAGCUCCUAUUCCUCCUAUACGGCCCGCUGAAAGUUCUGUUCCAAGUCGGCUGCCUGCUGUGGAUCCUGGCAUAUCGUACAAAGCCGGCCAAAUGGCUCCUGGUUCAGAACCCUCCUUCUAUACCGACGCUCGCGAUCGCAUCCCUCGUUUGUAUCUUGCGUCACACGAACCUCCUCAUCGAUUGGCAUAACUUUGGAUACACCAUCCUAGCCCUCAAACUCGGUGACGUUCAUCCGCUAGUCAGACUCUCCAAGUGGUACGAGAAAGUUUUCUGCCAGUACGCGACAGCCCAUCUCUGUGUUACCAACGCCAUGGCAUCUGUGCUGAAGGAGGAGUUUGCAUUGAAGGCGCCCAUUCUCCCGCUACAUGACCGGCCAGCCGAUCAUUUCCAGCCCAUUCUAGAUAAGCGCGUGCGCAAGGAGUUUCUGCUUUCCCUCUCGGAGACAGAGUCGGUCCGGCCGCUGAUUGGGUCCGAUAAAAUCCGAGUCCUGGUCAGCUCAACCUCGUGGACUGCAGACGAGGACUUCUCGCUUCUCAUAGAAGCCCUCUGCCAGUAUUCGGACUUGGCUGAGACCUGCCCUGACCUGCCUUCCAUUCUGGCAAUUAUAACGGGUAAAGGACCUCAACGUGAGAUGUAUCUGAGACAGAUUGCCGAGCUCGAGCAGGCCGGUAAACUUAAGAAAGCGACAAUUCGCACCGCGUGGCUAACCAUAGAAGACUACGCGCGGCUGCUGGCCUCCGCUUCACUGGGUGUUAGUUUGCACACCAGCAGCAGUGGAGUUGAUUUGCCCAUGAAAGUCGUCGAUAUGUUUGGCGCUGGCCUGCCUGUUGUUGGCUGGAACCGUUUCGAGGCAUGGCCGGAGCUGGUCACCGAAGGUCGUAACGGAAGAGGCUUUGGAAGUGCCGAUGAACUUGUCAAACAUCUCGAGGAUCUGUUUGGGGAUCAAGACAAUCUUGAAAAACUUCGUGCUGGUGCGCGAGAGGAAAGUUCUCGUCGAUGGGAUGGCGAGUGGAAUCCCGUAGCUGGAAAGCUGCUAGGCCUCAUAUGAAGGGUAGCCGGUGGCCAUCUCCUCAUGAAGGUAGAAGGAAAGGUUAGAGAAUUACAAGUGGAAAUGUGAU